Molecule: messenger RNA, 2673 nt
Organism: Trichoderma virens Gv29-8
Lineage: Eukaryota; Fungi; Ascomycota; Sordariomycetes; Hypocreales; Hypocreaceae
Product: glycoside hydrolase family 2 protein
Exons: 2
Coding region: 1-2673 (890 amino acids)
Biological process (GO): carbohydrate metabolic process
Molecular function (GO): hydrolase activity, hydrolyzing O-glycosyl compounds
Source: RefSeq, a predicted model, not a curated record
AUGAUCGCCAAAGCUGUCGCCGCCCUUCUGCUGGGCAGCGGCCUUGCCUCCGCAGCUGGCACUCCGUUGACGUCCAAGGCUGGUGAUAAGGUCCCCAUUCCAGACUGGGAUUUGAAGAGCUCCUCGGAGGUAUCUAAAGAUCUCAAGGGGCUGUCCAAGCCUGGUGUCGACACCUCAGCAUGGUAUCACGCCGGCACAUCGAAAUGCACGCUCAUGGCGUGUCUUCUCAAUGCCGGAAUCUACAAGGAUGAAGAUCUGUGGUACUCGGACAACCUCAAUCACUUCAACUGGGGCCAGUUUUCGGUUCCUUGGCUCUAUCGCCAUGAGUUUGCGCUGGCACCCGCCAAGGGCAAGCACUUUAUUCUGCAAACAAACGGCAUUACGUCUAAAGCCGAUCUCUUUUUCAACGGCCAGCAGAUUGCCGACUCCGAAUACCAGGCGGGUGCGUAUGCCGGCCGCACCUACGACAUCACGAGCCUUGCCGCCAAAGACAACGCCUUCGUCGUCCAAGUCCACCCGACGGACUAUCUGUACGACUUUGCGCUCGGAUACGUUGACUGGAAUCCGUACCCCCCUGAUAACGGAACUGGAAUCUGGCGUGAUAUCACCGUCAAGGAAACCGGCUCCGUCUCUAUGGGUCCCAUCAGUGUAGUGGUCGACAUUGCCGUCCCAGUUGAGAGCAGCCCUGCCAAGGUUACUAUCCGUGCCGAAGCCCAGAACCUGGAGAACGUUGCAGUCGUUCUCGAUGCCGAAGCCGUUGUGUCUGGCAACUCAUGCUCUGGAGGGCCUCUGAAGCAGACGGUUAAGCUUGCACCUGGUGAGAAGAAGCUUGUUGAGUUCACCAAGACGAUUGCGAAGCCAAAGAUCUGGUGGCCUAAGCAAUGGGGUGACCAGCCUCUGUAUAAUGCCAAGGUCACUUUCUCCGUCAACAAAGCUGUUUCGGACACCGCCCAGACCAACUUUGGCGUUCGCAAAGUCACGUCCUUUGUCAACCAGUACAACGACACCCAGUACAGCGUCAAUGGUCAUCCCUUCCAAGUCGUAGGCGGUGGUUAUGGCGCUGAUAUGUUCCUGCGAUGGGACGGCGAUCGUUUCACCCGCAUUGUCGAGUAUAUGCUGGAUAUGCACCAGAACACCAUCCGUCUCGAGGGCAAGAUGGAGCACCCAGAGCUGUAUGAGAUUUGCGACAAGUACGGAUUGAUGGUCAUGCCUGGUUGGGAAUGCUGUGACAAGUGGGAGGCUUGGGCUUAUAACGAUGAACUUGCCAUCUUCCCGCCACCUGUCUGGGAUGACAACGACUACCAGACGGCCAACUACAGCAUGAUUCACGAGGCUUCCAUGCUUCAGCCACACCCCAGUGUGUUGACGUUCCUCGUAGGAAGUGACUUCUGGCCCAACGACGAGGCGGUUGUGCUCUAUGUCAACGCCCUGAAGAAUGCUGGCUGGCAGACUCCCAUCAUUGCCUCUGCCUCCAAGCGCGGUUUCCCGGCACUGCUUGGUCCUGGUGGCAUGAAGAUGGACGGCCCCUACGAUUGGGUGCCACCCAACUACUGGUAUGACACUGAGCCUUCCGAGGACCGCUUGGGUGCUGCCUUUGGUUUCGGCUCUGAGCUGGGAGCUGGUGUCGGCACUCCCGAGUUGGGUUCUCUCAAGAGGUUCCUCAGCCAGAGUGAUCUGAAUGAUCUGUGGAAGAACCCUAACAAGAACCUGUACCACAUGUCCACCAACGUGUCUUCGUUCUAUAACCGCAAGAUCUACAACCAAGGUCUCUUCAAGCGCUACGGUGCCCCCACCUCCCUCGACGACUAUCUUCUUAAGGCCCAGAUGAUGGACUACGAAGCGACCCGAGCUCAAUACGAGGGCUUUUCCUCUCUGUGGACAGCCAGCCGCCCUGCAACCGGUAACAUCUACUGGAUGCUCAACAACGCUUGGCCAAGUCUUCACUGGAACCAGUUUGAUUACUAUAUGCACCCUGCUGGCUCUUAUUUCGGCACCAAGGUUGGCUCCCGUAUUGAGCACGUUGCGUACAACUACCAAAAGAAGGAAGUUUGGGUUAUCAACCAUUCGCUAGACCAGACGGGCCCCCGCAAGGUUGACAUUGAGCUCAUUGACACGAAUGGCAAGCAAAUCGCCAAGCAGUCUGUUAACAUCAACACCAAGGCUAACUCGGGCUUCAAGGCUGCCGACAUCUCCAGCCAGAUUGGCAAGCUGUCAAGCGUUGCCUUCCUGCGCUUGAUUCUGUCUGACAGCAAAGGCAAUGUUCUGAGCCGCAACGUUUACUGGGUCACCAACUCGAUCGAUAAGCUCGACUGGGAUAGCUCAACUUGGUAUUACACUCAAGUCACCAGUUUUGUCGACUAUACUCCUCUCAACAAGCUGUCUGCCGCUCAGAUCUCUGUGACGACUGGUAGCAGCAGGCGCGUAGCCGGCGUUCCAGGAACACAAACCCGCACAGUCACGCUCGAAAACAAGUCUUCUGUGCCGGCUGUCUUUAUCCGCUUAACUCUUGUAGAUAAGAGCGGCAAUGAUGUUAACCCUGUCUCCUGGUCUGACAACUAUGUGACUCUUUGGCCAAAAGAGAAGCUGCAGUUAGAGGUAGGAGGAUGGGAUGCCAGUGGUGACAGCAUCCAGGUCAGUGGCAGGAAUAUCGCGGCCACCACUGUUAAGCUGUAG